AUGGGCAAUAUUUGCAACUAAAAAAUUACUUCUCCAUCCAAAGAAUUUGAUUUUGGAGAAGUCAUCUUCGGAAGAACAUAUAUUUAUGGCCCUCCCUCUAUUGAAAAGCCAGCACCCAUUUAAAUAUUGAAAUUUUUAGAUUAGGAUUUUAAUUAUCAGCACGAAUAGGAACAGUGCUGCUCCUCCUAGAUGAUUCAAUUGAAGGAUCAGCCACUUCUAUAACUUACAGAUAGAGAUUCAAAACCCAUUGAUGUAAAAUUAUCAGUAGAAGAAAAUCUGUUACUUAGAGAAAUGCCUGGAUCAUAAGAAUAGGAUAGCUGUUCAAAGGAUGAUAGGAAUAGUGAGUUCAAGGAUUCCAAUCAAGAUAAUACAAAAUAUAAAUCAAUUUUAAAGCAAAAAAAUAAAAAUACUUCAAAUCCUUAGAGUCCGAAGAAUAAGCUCAAGGAUUCUCAUACUUCAGGUUCGCAAAGAUCGAUAAAAAAAGUCACCUUUGAUAAAAAAUCAAAAGUUGUUUAUAGUAGUUUCAGAAACAUCAAAUAUUGA
Molecule: messenger RNA, 543 nt
Organism: Paramecium tetraurelia
Lineage: Eukaryota; Ciliophora; Oligohymenophorea; Peniculida; Parameciidae
Exons: 1
Source: RefSeq, a predicted model, not a curated record